This is a messenger RNA of Anthostomella pinea, 1017 nucleotides long. Lineage: Eukaryota; Fungi; Ascomycota; Sordariomycetes; Xylariales; Xylariaceae. The record is from the annotation of a GenBank genome assembly.
AUGCCCGGCAAGCUCACCCAAAAAGUCCUCGGCCACCUCGGCGUCUCCCACGACCACUCAGGGUCCGGCAGUGUCAGCGGCUGGAAUGUCGCCUCGCACCAUGACGUCUGCUCUUCCAGCAAGAGCGAGUCGGAUAUCAAAGACGGGAAGGGGCGUCGGUCCACCAAGCGCACGACUGGGUGCAAUGAAAGAGGAGAGAUUUACUAUGCCGAACAAGAUCACCAAGGGAACGUCAUCAACAAAUUCUCGUGCCACUGGCAAACCUAUAACACCAACACUCAAAAGUGGGAUUCAUCGUAUUGCAUAUGCGCUGAACAAGAUCCAGACCAGAGCGACAGGUACCAGCAAAAACACCACGAAAAGCUUUCGCGAACCAAAGCCGGAAUCGCCAGUGGCUCCACGAAAUGGAAUUCUGGGCUGAAGGCUACACAUUUGCGCACAACGACUUGCUUUAACCAUUACGAUACACACUAUGUCGUCCACGACAGGUGGAACACCCUCCUUGCUCCCGCAGUUAGCAUCGAGGCAUUGCUGGACCUUGCAUCUCAGGGCAAGAUCCAGCAGCUAAAGACGUUGUUGGAUAGCUUGAGUACCCGGUACAGCCGCAGCUGCGACGUUCGCUACAUUCAGCAACUCCUGCGCUCAGUCAGAGAGAAACGACAAAGGGAACUACAAGAGGCCGCCGACGAAGACGGUGGGGUUUCGCUACUACCCAAGACCCCAGAGAACAAGAAGAAAAUACCGCGUAUCAGAACUGCUGAAGAAUUCCAUGAAAUCAACCGCCGACUUGCUGCGGAUAUUGCGAGUGAGAUCCAUCACCCUAUUACUGAGCAGGACGUCAUCUACAAUACUCCAAGAUUCGAGCGAGAGCGCAAGAUCACAGACCGUGACAAGAUGUUCUCCAAUCCAGCAAAGCAUCUCGCGGUAGAAAGAGCCAUCCUCAAAGUUAAGGAUGAAGUCUUUCGACAAGAAGUGUUUCAGGCCAUUGACAACAAAGCCUCCGGGUCCGGCGAAUGA